This is a messenger RNA of Protopolystoma xenopodis, 621 nucleotides long. Lineage: Eukaryota; Metazoa; Platyhelminthes; Monogenea; Polystomatidea; Polystomatidae. The record is from the annotation of a GenBank genome assembly.
GCUUCUCAGGUUGAAUGCAUUUCUGGAGCUCCAAACUUUCUAGUUGGGCUUGAAUCCACGCACUUUUCUGAGUCAUGCGCUCCAAUUACUUUUGACACUAAAAACGAGUUUAUUCAGCUUAAGGACGCUCAUUACGAAGCAUCUGUAUUUCAAAGCGAAGGAAAUAAAGGUCAAAUCGCGCCGUCGGGCUUCCAGAUAGACCAGAAUAUCGAUGCAGAAGAUAUUUAUGAUUCGCGUGCUAAAUCAUCGUGCCCGAGUGCCGAGCCUAUUGAACAAAAGCAUUCAACAUGGGCUGAUAUUUUGCGCGAAAAUGACAUGUCUUCACGGCCAAAGUCAAAUAAAUUUGACAGUCAACAUUGUGAAAGUUUUGCUAUCGGAUCUGAUGACACUUUUCGUCAAUCCUGCCCUAGAAUACAUAAUGUAAUUCGUGGCUCGCCCAAGUUCGCGAAUAUUGGAAGCAACCAAGCAAAUGAGAACAAGAUUCACCAAGGCGUGUCAACAAACCCCACUAGUGAGUUCAGGGGAUCGACUGGACGUGGCAGGGGCGUAUAUCGUGACUCUGGUCAGGGCGAUGUGUCACAAUAUCAACAGAGAGGCGCCAUAGCCCAGACAAUUUACUGA